This is a messenger RNA of Sorex araneus (European shrew), 3097 nucleotides long. RefSeq names its product isovaleryl-CoA dehydrogenase (gene IVD). Gene Ontology annotation, biological process: L-leucine catabolic process. NCBI's taxonomy places the organism in Eukaryota, Metazoa, Chordata, Mammalia, Eulipotyphla, Soricidae. Gene Ontology annotation, cellular component: mitochondrion. Bases 45 to 1325 code for a protein of 426 amino acids. Gene Ontology annotation, molecular function: flavin adenine dinucleotide binding; 3-methylbutanoyl-CoA dehydrogenase activity. The record is from RefSeq and is a predicted model, not a curated record. The transcript is spliced from 12 exons.
CAGGUUUAUAGCCGCGGCGGCCCGGGUGCCCCGGACCUGCAGAGAUGGCGACUACCGGCUGGCUCCUGGGCAGACGCGUGGCGAGUUGGAGGCUGCGUCCUCCGCUGCGGGUGCUCGCCGGCCUCGUUCCCCAGCGGGCCCACUCGCUGUUGCCCGUGGACGACGCGAUCAAUGGGCUAACAGAGGAGCAGAAGCAGCUUCGUCAGACCAUGGCUAAGUUCCUUCAGGAGAACCUCGCCCCCCAGGCACAAGAGAUUGAUCAGAGCAAUGAGUUCAAGAAUCUGCGAGAAUUUUGGAAGCAGCUGGGGAACUUGGGAGUCUUGGGCAUCACAGCCCCUGCUCAGUAUGGUGGCUCCGGCCUGGGCUACCUGGAGCACGUGCUGGUGAUGGAGGAGAUAUCUCGAGCAUCUGCAGCCGUGGGCCUCAGCUACGGUGCCCACUCCAACCUCUGCAUCAAUCAAAUCGUGCGCAACGCAAAUGAGGCCCAGAAGGAGAAAUACCUCCCCAAGCUGAUCAGCGGUGAAUACAUAGGCGCUUUGGCCAUGAGUGAGCCCAAUGCUGGCUCUGAUGUUGUCUCCAUGAAGCUCAAAGCAGAGAAGAAAGGUGAUCAUUAUGUCCUGAAUGGCAAUAAAUUCUGGAUCACCAAUGGCCCCGAUGCCGAUGUCCUUAUUGUCUAUGCCAAGACAGACACAGCUGCUGUGCCAGCUUCUCGGGGCAUAACAGCCUUCAUCGUGGAGAAGGGGAUGCCUGGCUUCAGCACCGCCAAGAAGCUGGACAAGCUGGGCAUGCGCGGCUCCAACACCUGUGAGCUGGUCUUUGAAGACUGCAAGGUGCCCGCUGCCAACAUCCUGGGCCACUUGAGCAAAGGUGUGUAUGUGCUGAUGAGCGGGCUGGACCUCGAGCGCCUGGUGCUGGCUGGCGGACCCCUUGGCAUCAUGCAGGCCGUGCUCGAUCACACGAUCCCCUACCUGCACGUGAGGGAAGCCUUUGGCCAGAAGAUCGGCCACUUCCAGCUGAUGCAGGGGAAGAUGGCUGACAUGUACACCCGCCUCAUGGCCUGUCGGCAGUACGUCUACAAUGUGGCCAAGGCCUGCGAUGAAGGCCACUGCACCCCCAAGGACUGUGCUGGUGUGAUCCUCUAUUCGGCCGAGUGCGCCACCCAGGUAGCCCUGGACGGCAUCCAGUGUUUCGGUGGCAAUGGCUACAUCAAUGACUUUCCCAUGGGCCGCUUCCUGCGCGAUGCCAAACUGUAUGAGAUCGGGGCCGGCACGAGCGAGGUGAGGCGGCUGGUCAUCGGCAGAUCCUUCAACUCGGACUUCCACUAGCCUGGAGACAAGCCGACCGCCCCCUUUCCCAGCACCUAGACGCCUUUUCUGGGCGGGACAAGUGGCAGCACUCCUUCGCUGCCCGAGGCAAGCUCAUAGCGCAGAUGUCCUGCUUUGUCAGCCCGCUGGCCUCUGCAGGAGAUGGACUCCCGCUCCCCUCCCCCCUAACCUGGCCUGCCACACACCAUGGGCCUCUGGGCCACGCCAGCCAGCCCAGGAGCAGCACCUGGACAUACUGGGAGGGCUUUGCCAAUCGUCCUUGCCCUCCAACUCCCAGUCCUGUCGCACCCCCAUCUCUAGAAUAGGUACCUGGGGCUGGAGUGAUAGCACAGCGCGUAGGGCGUUUGCCUGCACGCAGCCAACCCAGGUUCCAUCCCCAGCAUCCUGUCUGGUCCCUGGUGCACCACCAGGAGUAAUUCCUGAGCACAGAGCCAGGAGUAACCCUUUUGCUUUGUUAGCUGUGGUCCAAAAAAGCCAAAACAAAAUCCUGGAUAGGUAUCGAGGUUGCCCCUUUUUCUUGAUGACCCUUUGGCAGGGCUAUCUCUGUCCAAGUGAACUGGAAAUAUUACCCUCUCCCCUCUAUUCAAACUUAAUUACCUCUUUUCUUCCUGGGGAACACUCCCACCCCCAAACCUCACCUUUCUUUCUGCCCAUCUUGUGGGCAGCAGCUUGUGAGCAAGCCCCUGUUCUGUGGCAACCCCUCCUUCCCCCCAGGACUCCCCACGUGGGAUGGACCCCUGGGAUGAGGCCUCUCCAAAUCCUGGCAUGCCCUGAGUCCACAGCAGGGCCAACACAUGCCCAUACGUGUGUGGGACCAGCCCGCAUGGGGGCUGCAGCACCUCUGAGUACCACACUCCAGCCAAGCACGUGACACCCACAGCUGCAGGGCUGGUGGGGGUGGGGGGGGUACAGGCCUGGGUGGGCUGGCCAGAUUCCAGCAGCUUCUGCCAGAGUGCAUUUCUCCGGACACCCUGUGGCUACUUUUGUUACAACCGCACAGCGGCUUCUGCCAUUUUGUAUUAAAGGAUUUUGAAGAAAAACUUACCUGCUGUUAUACCGGUGGUUUGCAGGAAACACUGUGUGGUGUGGCUUCCCUCACCGCUGCUUCCCCACCAUGUCCAGGGAGAGUGAAGGGAUGGUACUGAGGGGUGAAAUCAGCCUUCAGGAUGGAGGACAUCUCCACCCUCCCCCCCGCCACACACACACACACCUUCCCGCCCGGCCACUUAAAGAGGGAGCCCAAAGCUGCAUCUGUGUUUUGCUUUCCCAAGGUCAGAACUGGUGCUGGAACGUAGAGCACCAUCGAUGGGGUGUGGGCGAAUGCCAGCAUAGCCACUGCACAGCCCCCUGAGGCCAGCCGGAGACAGGUCGAGGGUCCACCCCAGCUGGGUUCUCUAUGCCCACUUGUUUUCUUGGCUGGCAGCCCAGAGGUGCCUGCUCUGGCUUCAGGUCCUGGCCUGGAGCCAAAUACCAUUCACAGCCUGAGGCUUGAGCCUUGUCCAGUUCCAGCCUGAGUAGAGGACGCAGGACUCUGGGGCACUGUCAGGUGCCAGCCGGGUGUGGUUGAACGCGGCUGAAGUGGUCUGCUUGGGUUUCCUGUGGAGCCAGAACCAGUCUAGACACACUCCAAAUUUGACAGACGGAGAUGUUCUGCCCCGUCAGUAUCGGUCACGGAGCCUGGUCACCAACUUGGGGAGAACGUGAUUGUUCUCCUGAUAUGCUUUGUGUGAAAUAAGAAUGUUUUAAAAUAAAAGUACAGGAAAAAGACAAGA